UAAUAAGUGCGCGAGUGCCAUAUAGGCAUGAAAUAUAGAAUUUAAAAUUUAUUUACAACAAAUAGUUAUUUUAUUUAAGUGAUUAAAAUGUCUAAUGAUAACGCUAAAGUAUCUGAUUCUGGGUACACGAAUACUAAUGAAAACAGUCAGUCUCAACGAAGGAGUGGAAGUUCCCUUUCUCGAAACAGUAAUCGUUCAGAGAGCAGUGGAUAUUGUGGUGGCCACCCUUCUAAUUCUGGCACACGCAAUGAAGCUCCUCCGCAGCCAAUCAAUAAGAAAAAAGUCAAAGAACACAAAAAGAAAAAGUCAAAGACUACGACUCCUGUUAAAUCUGCGAGCCAACAAACCAAGAUUGGACCUUACACAGUGGUUUCCAAUGCACUGGAUCAGAAGCUUGAGAAAUCAGAAGAUGUAGGUAAUGUAGAAUUGAUGGAUGCUACUGAUCUUGGUGAGCCCAAAAGCGACUCAAAGUUCAUCAUACCUGAGAGAGAAAUUGGUUCUCAUAUAAACUCUCUGGACAAUAUCGGCCCAAAUUUAAAUGAUGGGUUUUACUUGGUUGUGUCAUUGAUUGACGGAAUCAUACUCUAUUCAUCGGCUUCUUUGCAGAAAGUGCUUGGCUAUCCGAAAGACAGCUGUAUUGGUUCUUUAUUAAUAGACCUAGUCCAUCCGAAUAACCGAGGGUUACUUACAGAGAAAGUCGCUGAGAGAGUUUUUUUGUCUUCUUCAGAUAUUCGCAAAGAAAAUGUUAAAGAACAAGAAAUAAGUUUCUUUUGUUACUUGCGAUGUUAUACAAACAAUGUUCAGCUCGUUGACGCCUCAAAUUUAAAAAAUAAUUCAUCCAAUAAAUUUUCUGAAGCAAUAGACAAUAAUAAUUAUCCAACUUCAAUACCAACUUAUUUACCAUUUUAUAUGAGUUUGAGGCUUAAUAAAAAUCAUUCUGAAUUACCAGACAGUACACAUCCAAUUUUGAUGUCUUUAACCAUUAAAUCAGUGCCAGUUGUUUCUGCUUAUGGAGCAGCAGAUAAAACAAUAACCUCAAUCGCAAGUUCAUUUACAACUCGGCAUAAUACUAACUGCCGCCUGUCUCACGUCGACGAUGAAGUGCUUUAUUAUUUCGGUUAUUUACCUCAAGACAUGCUGAGCCAAUCAAUAUGUGAUUACUACCAUCCCGUGGAUAUGCCCAUUAUCAAAGAGAUCUACAAAACUAUUAUUAGACACUGUGGAGCGGCGUUCAAGUCGAAACCAUACAGAUUUAAUAUUAAAAACGGAGAAUAUGUGUUAUUGGAGACCGAAUGGUCAGCAUUUAUCAACCCUUGGACGAAAAAAAUUGAUUUUAUUGUAGGUCAACAUCGCGUUGUUCGUGGUCCUGUUAACAUAAAUAUAUUUGACGACUCGCACCGUCAAUUAUCCGGGUCAAUGACUAAUAAAAUAACAGAUAAAUUUACCGAAGAAGUAUUGAUUAAAUCGAAGAUUAUCGAGGGCGAGAUCUGUGCCCUCCUUGCUGAGAAAAUCCAGACGUCGUCCACCGCUAACUACGACUUGACUAUUAAAUCCAAAGAUAUUGCAUCAAUCAUUGAGAACAUUACCAAUGAUCAUAUUAAAUUAUCACUGCCCACCUCUGGGGCAUCUGUGAUGGAUUUGGAUGAUAGAAGAUUUUCGGAGCAUGAAAGUGUAAUGGUUGGAGAGAUCUCACCUCACCACGAAUACGGUGGUAGCAAAUCGUCCAGUGAAACGCCGCCAAGUUACAAUCAAUUAAAUUAUAAUGAAAAAAUAGAAAGAUUUUUUAAAAGUAAACCAAUCGUUAAAACUGCUUACGGCAGUGAUGAGGAAACCUUUCAUUUCAAUGCUCAAAGUUUAAAUACAAAUGCGCUGAAGAAUGAUAGUGGCGGCAGCGGAAGUGGAGAAAAUUUAAGCCACGAAUCUAUUAAUCUGACCAGUGGAAAAGACGACAUAUUUAAUAAUAAUAGUAGUUUAAUUCCAACUGACAAUUUCCGGCCAAUGGCUCUUACUAAAAUGUUGCUUGAAAGACACAAUCAUGAUAUGGAAAAACUUAUGGUUCAAAACCACAAAGAACGUCAGUCAAACAUUAAAACUGGAAAUAUUAGUAAUAAUUGUAAAAACAACAAUAAUGACUGUUAUAGUAAUUAUUUAAAUGUUAAUAAUAAUAAGAAAAACAACAACAACAGUAAUAAUAAUAGUGAUGAUAAUAAUAAAAGUGUCAAUAAUAAUAAUGAUAAUAAUAACAAUAAUGAAAUGACUGAAGAGCCGAGCUCAGAAAGAUCCGAAAAGGAAAAAAUUCAAGAUAAAAGUCGAUGUGGAAAACGUAAUGGUAGCGUAAUUAUCGAGGCUGAAUAUAUUAAGGCAUUCAAAUACAGCAAAAAAGCUAAAAUUUGUCCAAAGAAUGGAAAGAGUCUUAGCAUAAAUAAAAUAAGAUUUGAAAAGUCACCAAUCGACGAAUCUAUGACCCAAGAUGACAGUAUGAUUAAAUCAAUAGACCCUGAAAAUUCACAACCGUUACCACUCACAGAAACCCUUCUCACUAAGCACAAUAAAAAUAUGGAGAAACUGAUGAUACAAAAACACAAAGAUCAAUCGUCAAACUUUAAAGCUGAUAAGAGUAAUAUCAAUCUUCGAAGAAAGCGCGGAGUAUCUGAAGAACCGGAGCUCAACAGUUCGCUUAACAAAGCGUGUCAUUGGAAUUGUUCUGUAGGAUAUUCUUGUAAAAACGAACUUUUUAAGAUACCAAAAUACAAUAAGAAAAAUAAAAAUAGCGUUAAAAGUAAUAAUACUGCGCCAUAUAUGAAAACAAAAAUAGAUAAAUUAAUAAUAAAUGAUCCUCGUUCAAAUCUUGGUAUGUGGCCUUUAAUUCAUCAAAAUCCAUUGCGGUGUUCUGGUCUAACUCAAAUCUUGCCGAUUUACUACUUGCCUAUUUCACAAUCAGAAUCCGAUUCUCAAAAUACGGAAUCACAAUCAGCUCAGCAGCAACAUCAACAGCAGCAGCAAGAACAAUACCAGCAAAGUUCAUUUUUAUCGUACACGCCAUCAUUUUCAGGAAUUUAUCAUUCAACAAUUAUUGGAGGCUCAGCAUUUAUUCCGAUGAUUUAUCCCUCGUUAAUGACUCAGUUACCAAAUAAAUCAAACAAUCAACUAAGAGCCACAUUUUUAUCAAAAAAUCUGUCAAUGGAACAAAAACGUCCUGCAAGUCAAGCUACCAGUGUCAAAGCUGAGCCCGGUAGUAUCAUGGCAAUGUCUGAGUCGUCGAAAAAAUUAUUUUCACCUAGUGCCCAUCACUUGCCGUGUGUCAGCGUAGAAAGCAUAAAUGGACCAAACGAUUCAAGCAUUGAAGACUCUAGCGACUCCAGCUUUUAUGGAAGUUUUUUGAACACAAGCACUAACAGCAGUUCUAAUCGAGAGGAACCUGCUGCCCACACUGCCCGAUUCCUCGAGAUAAAUGCAUUGAAAUAUGCUGAAGGCGAGACAAUAAGAAGACGUUUCGCAAUGGUAAAUAACCUAAAGAAUGAUACUGAACAGUACAAUACGGAAGCAGCAACACCAUUACUACCACAAAAAAGUUUACCUUGGUACCACGGUGUAAAGAUGACCCCCGAAAUAGCAUACAACUAUCAAAUGACUCCAAAAGUAUUGAGCGAAGUCCUAAAAACCGAUCUCCAGGUCCUCAAGACAUUAAAACAACCUCUUCUCGUCAACGAACAGCUUGAUCAGCUUUACCGUGACCUCGAGCUAGGAGACUUCGGCACUAAACUUCUUUUAGAUGACAGUAAUUCGUCGAAUGAUAGCAAACGUACCAACCAGAGCAACAAAUUCAAUGUUUCAUCUCAGGUGAGACACCACUGCACAAACGCAUAAGAAGAGAAAUGAAGUACAACAAGUACGCAAUGAUUUAUGAAGAAGAUGCACCUUUGCCAUCAUCUUAACCGUAAUUAAUUUAAUUAAUUUAAGUCACAAGAUAUCUUAAUUAUCGUUUUUCUAUAAGUUGACAAUAGAUACCAAUUUAUUGCAAGCAAAGAAAUAUUUUUUAAUACACAAAUUUUAUUAUUAAAUAAUAGAAUAUAUUUUUGAUCAAUAGUCCAAUUAAUCAAGUUUAAUAUAGUAUUUAUUAUUAUUAGUUGGUAUAUAUAUUUGAAUUAUAACAUCCAAAAGGAUAUUUAGAGAAAUAUGAAUUGAUCUGAAUGCUUUUGCAUUUCAUUUUGGAUAUUAUUAUAAGAAUAUGACUUAUAAUGAUUCAUAAAAUAUAUUGAUUGUACUAUUUUUUUUUCUGAUUGCAAAUUUUUAUAAAAUAUUAUUGUGUAAAUUUUACAUAAUUAUUAAACAUGAUUUACUCUUUUUAGAUUACAUUAUAUUUUUUAAUUAAAGUUUAAUUGAAAUAUCUAGUCAGGGUUUAUAUAUAAACUAACGUAAUUUAGUGACAUAAUAAAAAAAAAAUAUGACAUUUAAUGUGUGAACCCAAUAAAAUUGUACUUGAUCUAGUCGAUAGCUUUAUGCUGAAGCCAAGUAUUCGUAUAGAGUUUAAUGUUAUUUAAAGUUGAACUAAAGACGGGAACAUCAAUUACU
Messenger RNA from Cotesia glomerata, 4572 nucleotides. It is a transcript of the gene per, whose product is annotated as period circadian protein. Gene Ontology annotation, cellular component: cytoplasm; nucleus. The record is from RefSeq and is a predicted model, not a curated record. Lineage: Eukaryota; Metazoa; Arthropoda; Insecta; Hymenoptera; Braconidae. The coding region runs from base 88 to 3867 and encodes 1259 amino acids. The transcript has 15 exons. Gene Ontology annotation, biological process: negative regulation of transcription by RNA polymerase II; circadian regulation of gene expression; entrainment of circadian clock by photoperiod. Gene Ontology annotation, molecular function: transcription cis-regulatory region binding; transcription corepressor binding.